Molecule: messenger RNA, 808 nt
Organism: Macrobrachium nipponense
Lineage: Eukaryota; Metazoa; Arthropoda; Malacostraca; Decapoda; Palaemonidae
Product: troponin C, isotype gamma-like
Exons: 6
Coding region: 160-606 (148 amino acids)
Cellular component (GO): myosin II complex
Molecular function (GO): calcium ion binding
Source: RefSeq, a predicted model, not a curated record
CCCGAGGUGCCCUUCUCAGUCGGAUCCUUACUACUUGCGAGGAAGAGAGCGAGAGCGGCGUCGCUGACGGAUCUGCGUACAGACCACGGUCCAGAUAGACAGACAUCGGGUCGCACUUUUUUUGAGAGGGAAAAUUCAGACGCCACGUAAACAUCAGUCAUGGAUGAUGAGCAGACAGCGACCAUGCGCAAGGUGUUCCAGAUGUUCGACCAAGGCAAGACGGGCUUCGUGGAAUGCAGCAAGUUCGUCAACAUCCUCAACACGUUAGGGCAGGCCUUCGACGAGGACGAGCUCAAGGCGAGAAUCGCCGAGAAUGACCCCGAUAAGGAAGGAAAGGUAGACUUCGAGAAGUUCUGUUCCAUCGUAAUGCCAUUCUUGGAAGAGGAUGACGACGAGGCUAUGCACGAAGAAUUGAAAGAAGCCUUCAGGCUGUACGACAAAGGAGGCGAUGGCUACAUCACCACGGGCACCCUCAAGGAGAUUCUCAGAGAGUUGGACAACAAGCUGACGGAGGAAGACUUGGACGGCAUCAUUGAUGAAAUUGAUGAGGAUGGAUCUGGCACUGUGGACUUCGAUGAAUUCAUGGAGAUGAUGACAGGAGAAUGAAUGGGGUUACCUUACCUCCGUGCAGAGGCCUCCCAGAUUUCAGUGGGUUUAUUUGGCCUUUGCAUCGGCUCUCCUCUUCUUUCAGCGUCUCUCACUGUUUCUCUUGACCGUCGUCUUCCCUCUUCUGUUGCAUGGAAAGUAAUAUCUAUAUUGCGUCUGUUGUUGUACAAGAAUUUCUCUAAAUAAAGUCUAUAUUUCUGAA